UCAAAUAUAUAUAUACAUGCACAAUCAAAAUCACAAACCCUAAUCUGCAUCCAAAAGAGAAAAAAGAAGUUACUAUUAAACAAGAUGGAGGCUCUCCGGCGUUUCCUCCUCCCCUGCCUCCGCCACACCGCCGCCGCUCCCACCAACUCUCCGGCCGUCGCCAAAAAACGCCUCAGCUCCUCCCUCCGCGUGGAUCUCGACGACAAUGACGAAAGCUUCGAAUUAGAACACUCACCGUCGUCCUCAUCGUCAACAAGCCCCACCACAACCACCGCCGCCGUCCCAUACGCGCCGCCGCGCCCCUCCCGGACAAUGGUGAUCGGAACAAUCUUCGGCCACCGGAGAGGCCGCCAUGUGUUCUUCUGCAUACAGCUGAACCGGCUCACCUCCAGACCGGCCCUCCUUCUAGAACUUUCCAUCCCAAUCUCCACUCUGAUCCACGAAAUGCGCUGCGGCCUCGUCCGCAUCGCCCUCGAAUUCACCGCCGCCGCCGUCGCCGCCGCGUCGGAGCUGAGCCACUGCCCUCUCCGAUCGAUCCCCCUCUGGACGCUAUACUGCAACGGAAAAAAGCUCGGAUUCGCCGUCCGGCGAAAGGCGACGCCGGAGAACAAAGCGAUGCUGAAGACGAUGCGGAGCAUUACAGUCGGGGCGGGUAUGAUUCCCGGGUGCGGGUACGGGUCGGGUUCGGGCGAGAUCAGCUACAUACGGGCGAAUUAUGAGUGUGUUGUGGGUAAUGCAGAUUCGGAAUCUUUCCAUUUGAUUAAUCCUGAUGAAGGUCCUGGUCAGGAACUCAGUGUUUUCUUACUCAGGUCCAGAUGAUCCAUCCUAUUAAUUAAUUAAUUAAAAUUUAUUUGUAAGAUGAUCAAAAAAUCAUGUCUGAAAUUUCUUCAAUUUGGUUGGAAUGAUGAAAUGAGGGUUUUUUUUAUUAUUUUUUAUUACUCCACACUAGUGAAAUUCCGAAAUUAGGGUGGAUCGAUUAAAUUACUUAUAUCAAUAUUGUGCACAAUUUUGUUAAUUAUGUUAUGUCCUAAACUCAGUUGCUUCUAGAGUAUAUCAUGUGUUGUUAAUUUAUGUAAUAUAUUUGUAUUAUGUUAAUACAAACAAUAUAUUGUCUGUG
Molecule: messenger RNA, 1117 nt
Organism: Andrographis paniculata
Lineage: Eukaryota; Viridiplantae; Streptophyta; Magnoliopsida; Lamiales; Acanthaceae
Product: protein MIZU-KUSSEI 1-like
Exons: 1
Biological process (GO): hydrotropism
Source: RefSeq, a predicted model, not a curated record